This is a messenger RNA of Penicillium cinerascens, 1491 nucleotides long. It is a transcript of the gene gwt1, whose product is annotated as putative GPI anchor biosynthesis protein Gwt1. Gene Ontology annotation, biological process: GPI anchor biosynthetic process; protein localization to plasma membrane. Gene Ontology annotation, cellular component: endoplasmic reticulum; membrane. The record is from RefSeq and is a predicted model, not a curated record. Gene Ontology annotation, molecular function: glucosaminyl-phosphatidylinositol O-acyltransferase activity. The coding region runs from base 1 to 1491 and encodes 496 amino acids. The transcript is spliced from 2 exons. NCBI's taxonomy places the organism in Eukaryota, Fungi, Ascomycota, Eurotiomycetes, Eurotiales, Aspergillaceae.
AUGGACCCGAGUUACAAAGCUCGCAAGGAGGCCUUCGUGUCGAACCUCUCCGGUAGUGACAUCUGGGAUAUUAACGCGGUGUCAUUCGUCGCGCCUGCAUCUGUUCUUCUCUGGUCUGCCCUUCAGUCCCGACUAUCCUUCUUCACGCCCUACAGCCCAGCCGGACUCUUGACGGACUUCAUUCUUAAUGUCCUGGCUAUCUUAUUUGCGACUACGGCAUACUCUUCCGCCCCGGUACUCCUUAACAUCUUCCUUAUCUCACCGGCCGUACUUCUUUUCCUUACUCAACACCGCCUACGCUCUCCUCAGAAGGCCAAGCCUCCCCGCAAAUCCAAGGCCAAAGCCAAAAAUGUCGAUUCGACGGAGGCAGAAUCUCUCCCCGUCCACCCCUUCUUGACUACAUAUCGUGCUGCAAUGAUGGUUAUCACCUGCGUGGCUAUCCUGGCUGUUGAUUUCCGUGUGUUUCCGCGUCGGUUUGGAAAGGUUGAGAACUGGGGGACAUCGCUGAUGGACUUGGGAGUGGGUUCGUUUGUGUUCUCCGCGGGCGUGGUGUCUGCGCGCGCGGUUUUGAAAACUCGCGCUUCUAAAUCUCCCAAAAAGGCCUUCUUGACCAGACUCGUUGAUUCCGUUCGGCAUUCGGUUCCUCUGCUUGUUUUGGGUCUGAUUCGUCUCUGGAGCGUCAAGGGACUGGAUUAUGCGGAGCAUGUCACGGAAUACGGAGUCCAUUGGAACUUUUUCUUCACGCUCGGUCUUUUGCCUCCAUUCGUGGAGAUCUUUGACACAUUGACCGCAUUGAUUCCGUCUUAUGAGGCUCUAACCAUGUUGAUCAUGAUUUUGUACCAGGUCGCUCUCGAGUCGACCGAGCUGAAGAGCUAUAUUUUGAUCUCCCCUCGAGGACCAGACCUGUUCUCCAAGAACCGCGAAGGUAUAUUCUCGUUUUUAGGAUAUCUGGCGAUAUUUUUGGCAGGCCGAGGUGUAGGAACCCGUAUCAUUCCCCGGGGAACCUCGCCAACCAAGUCGGCGCAACAAGCACGGAAAUCCGUGUUGAUGAGCCUUGGCCUUCAGGCGGCCUUCUGGUCGACCAUGUUCUUCUUCAACGCCACCUAUGCAUUUGGAUACGGUGCGAAUAUCUUGGUGUCGCGUCGUCUCGCCAACAUGCCGUACGUGCUCUGGGUUGCUGCCUUCAACAGUGCUCAGCUCCUAUUGUUCUGUCUGAUCGAGACUGUGUUCUUCCCGACCGUCCAUCGGGCGAGCGGUAAAGAAGCCGAGGAGGAGCAGUCCUUUGCAACAAGCCGCAUCUUGCAUGCCUUCAACCGCGGAGGACUGGCAAUUUUCCUUGUUGCCAAUCUUCUAACAGGUGCAGUGAAUCUUAGUGUGCCGACCUUGGAUGUUGACGCCCCGCUAGCCAUGGUUAUUCUCGUUGGCUACGCAGCAAUCCUGACCGGCCUUGCCCUGGCAAUGGACAAGUUUAAUAUCAAGCUGCGGCUGUAG